AAUCGGUUCGACCGAGCCAAGUCCCAUACCCUACCCCGGCGCCGCGGUCUCUCUGGCGAGAGAAACCCUAUUCAGGAUCCCUCCGCUUCUCGUCGCCGUCUCCUCUUCAACGAUGUUCCGGUCGCUCCUCCCCACAUUUGUGCGCAAGGCGGCCCUCGGUGACCCUUAAGGAAACCUCAAGAUCUGUGGAAAAAAUGGAGACAAUGGUGAGGAAACUUCAACAGAAGUACAAAAAGGCAAGGGAGGAUAUGGAAAAGUGGGAUGAGCUCCAAUCCCGAUUGCUCUCACUCUUCAAGAGUGCCACAUCCAUCAUCAAUAGACUGCAGGUGCUUGCAGAGGCUAAAAAUUAUGGUGUGUUGAGGAGCAUAUCUGGCAUUAGAGAAGCACUUUUGGGGAAGCAAAUGGAAACCCUGGAAAUGAUCUUUCGUUCCAUGAGAGAAACAAUGAAAGAGUUUCGUGGCAUUGUCUUGUCUCUUGAGAAGAUUGCAAGGGAUGCGUGGCAACUGGUGAAAGGAGGAUCAGCCCAAACUUCUAAGCAGAUGAAAGUGCAGAUUGGACUCUGGCCAAAUAUUACAUAUUGCUUAGGUGGGCUUAGGUCAAUUUAUGAGAUGCACCAAUCUGAGUAUAUUCUUAAAUUAUCAGUGGUAUCCUCCUUGACAUGGAAGUGUAGUCCCACUGAUGCUGCUGCAUUUGGUCAGCUUUUGGUGGAUCAGCCCAAUAUCCCAAAAGAUGAAGUGCAAGCUAUCUAUGACAUAAUAUUUGCCGACGAGAUCUGCUGAUUCCUCCUGUUUUCUGCCAUCCCUGCACAUUUUUAUCGCCCGGCAGCUAUGGUUGCAUUUGGAGAUGGACUAAAUGCGUGCUUAUGCUCAAACUGUGAGGGCGAAACUGACUGCAAUGUUCUUCUGUUCUGUGUUGAUGCUUAGAGUUUGAGACGUCUUUACAUAUAUAUCAUGUUAUAUAGCAGGAAGAAUGUCCUCAAAAUCUCAAACUCGUUUGUGUCAAAAAACUGCAUCAAGUUACACUCGUCUUUUUCAAGUUUAUUUGAUUGAUGAAACCUAAUUCUUAGA
Molecule: messenger RNA, 1067 nt
Organism: Musa acuminata subsp. malaccensis (wild Malaysian banana)
Lineage: Eukaryota; Viridiplantae; Streptophyta; Magnoliopsida; Zingiberales; Musaceae
Source: RefSeq, a predicted model, not a curated record